Molecule: messenger RNA, 1835 nt
Organism: Lycium barbarum (goji berry)
Lineage: Eukaryota; Viridiplantae; Streptophyta; Magnoliopsida; Solanales; Solanaceae
Exons: 5
Coding region: 208-1611 (467 amino acids)
Biological process (GO): cortical microtubule organization
Cellular component (GO): cortical microtubule
Source: RefSeq, a predicted model, not a curated record
AAACAUUCUUAACAAGUACUACUAUUUCCUCUUCUUAUCAUUCUCCAUUUGGAACAUUUCCUUGUACAAUCAGCCGGCCAAAUAGCAACACUACACCAUUUAGUAAUUCUAGUACUACUAUUUUACUGUUUGGAAUUGUCUUUCAAGAUCACAUCAAGAAACAAGCAACAAAAAAUUGAGAGAAGAGUGUGCUGAGAAUCAAGAAACAUGAAUAGAGAUGAAGAUCUUAUUUUGUUUAGGGACAUGUAUAAGCGCGAAAAGAAAGAUAUUGCCAGCCUUCUUCUCCCUGUCCCUGAUGAAUUUGAGGCAAAUGGGAAUUAUGCAUUAUACAGAAUGGCUUCGGGCAAGAAAGGUCAAGUGGGAUUGGAUUCUAUGAUGAGUACUGAAACUGGAAAGAAUGAUUAUGACUGGUUGAAAACGCCUCCGGCUACGCCUUUAUUUCCAUCUCUUGACAUGGAAGCCAAUGCUCCAGAACUAGUCAUUCAGAAGGAGAUCCCAAUUAUUCAACCAGUUAUUACUGUGUCAAGGUUUGCAGACAAGACAGGUGCUGCUAAAACAAGAAGUACUCUUAUAAAAUUUGCAUCACCUAAUCAAAAACCAAAAAUAGCCACAAGCAACUCAACACAAAUUGGAAAACAAAGUGCUUCAUCAAUAGAGAAGAAGAACACAACAUAUGCAGCAACAACAACAAUGAUCAAAUCCAACACUAGCAAUGAUCAUAAAGAGAGAUCAAACACAUUGUCAUCAAUUACAACAAGAACAACAAAGCAAAAAGAUACAAGUCUUAAUUUCCUAGCUUCCAAUUUAUCAAAAACAUUGGGCAUGGAGUCGUCUUCGAGUACCAUCAGGCCUAAAAGCAGGGGAGUAUCCCCUGCUGGCAGACCGAAAAUCCUGGGAGCUCAGUUCCCAGGAUUUUCUGAUGAAACUCUGCCUAAUCUCAAGACAGACCGGUCCCUCUCAGCCAACAGGGGCCGGCCAAUUCAUCAAAACCAAUCAACUAACCAAAGGCCAGGAUCAUCAUCGUCGUUGUCUUCAAGUACCACCAAGCCUAAAAGCAGGGGAGUGUCCCCUGCUGGGAGGCCGAAAAUACUGGGAGCUCAGUUCCCAGGAUUUUCUGAUGAAACUCCGUCUAAUCUCAGGACAGACCGGUCUCUGUCAGCCAACAGGGGCCGGCCUAACCAAUCAACCAACCAAAGGCCAGGAUCAUCAUCGUCGUCUUCUUCUUCUUCAUCGCCAGUGCCUAUUACAAAACCAAUAAGACGACAAUCAUGUUCUCCCAGUGUAACACGUGGUCGAAAGCAGGAGGUUAGUAUAAGUAGUACAAAAUUUCAACAAGGGAAUGGCACAACACAAGUUCUUGGCAGCAGAAUGGUGGACAAAUUCUUGAGUGCUAGGAAGUUAGCUCAUGAAGAGAAAGAAACUAACAAGACAAAGUUGAAUGGUUCCCUAAAUGAGAACUGUGGUUUUGGGAGGCACAUUUCAAGAAUUUCAGCAAAUAUGACUCAAAAGCACAUGGAAACUCAUCAAGACUCGGGUAAUUCUGGCAAAAAUGGCACAGCCACAGGGAGAAAAUCUUCAAACAUCAGAGGCAGCAGAAUCUCUAGUGCAUAAGGCAACUCAUAUAAUAUUUUUGUCUGAAUUUAACCAAAAACCACAAUAAGAUGGUGUUGUUUUUUUUUGUUUUUGCCUUUUGCAUCAUUUAAUGUUGAUUGUAAAUGCCUUUUCUCAUUGAUUUUGGGCUCUCUUCUCUCUCUAUUUUCUUUAUUCUCUUUUGGCAAAAGCCAGGUAACAAACAAAGUACAUUUGGGUGAUAUUUGAUAGUAAUAGAUAUAAGG